Molecule: messenger RNA, 1119 nt
Organism: Ogataea haglerorum
Lineage: Eukaryota; Fungi; Ascomycota; Pichiomycetes; Pichiales; Pichiaceae
Exons: 1
Coding region: 1-1119 (372 amino acids)
Biological process (GO): carbohydrate derivative metabolic process
Molecular function (GO): carbohydrate derivative binding
Source: RefSeq, a predicted model, not a curated record
AUGAUUAGGAGAGGUUCAGAGCUAUCCUUUCACAUAGAAGACGAUGCAUCACCACUGCUGGAAGAUGCUGUCAAAAGAGUUGAUUCGAUUUUAGCUAGUCAAAACCGAGCCAUAUCAUACCUUGUUGGCCAAUAUCGCAAUUCAAAAUGGUCUCGAGACCAUAUGAAGGCCGCUCUCAAGAUAUUGAACAAUUCGUUGAAUCAGGGCGGAAAGGUCGUUGUCAGCGGAAUAGGAAAAUCGUAUAAGAUUGCUGGCAAAACUGUGGCUACAUUAAAUUCUCUGAGUGUUCACUCUGCCUUACUGCACCCAUCAGAAGCCUUACAUGGCGAUUUGGGAAUAAUUAGAGAAGAUCACCACGACUCUUUGAUCAUUAUAUCGGCAUCUGGAAACUCUCCAGAGCUUACCACUUUACUUGAAUAUGUGCCAGCUUCAGUUCCUGUUGUGUUGGUUACAUGCACAAAAGUGUCUGCCUUAUCGAAACAUCCAAAGGUCAAAGCUCUUUUUUAUGCAGAGCUGCCACCCAAGGUCUCAGAAAAAAACCUCUAUGGUCUCCAGGCACCUACAAUAACCACCACCAUAUGCCUCACAUUACUGGACGGAGUUAGUAUUGCCCUCUCAGAAUUACAUAUCAAGGACUUAGAGGUGAGACAAAAAAGAUUUGGCGAUCGACACCCUGGCGGCGCAAUAGGACUCCAUUACUUACAGGAUCUGGAUCAGACGCGGCAAUUGAACGGGUCGAAUGGAUCGAACUCAGAAUUUUCAUCGACUGAAAAAUCAAUCUCCGAGGCCUCAAGCGAAUCUGUUUAUGAGCAGCCCAAUUUGCAAGAUGAUGAAUUUGAAAAUACAAGCGACAUCUUAGAGCUGCCAAAUAUGAAAUUGCUCAACGAAAUCAAAUUAUCAGUUUCCAAGAUCACUCUACAGCGGAUGCCUCAAGAUGAGCUGGAGCUUUUGAGGCUGGCAUUGACGUAUGACUUUUUACUGGUGAUGAACGACGACACAUCUCAAGGUAUCAGAACUAAGAAUCUGUUGGAUAUUUAUCGCAAAAGCAAACUGCAGGAGGACUCUUGGGACGAGAUCCUGUGGAAAAUUAAUGACUCGUUUACCAAAUUAAGUUUAUAA